Lotus japonicus is the source of this 814-nucleotide messenger RNA. Its product is annotated as prefoldin subunit 2. NCBI's taxonomy places the organism in Eukaryota, Viridiplantae, Streptophyta, Magnoliopsida, Fabales, Fabaceae. Gene Ontology annotation, molecular function: protein folding chaperone. The coding region runs from base 147 to 575 and encodes 142 amino acids. The record is from RefSeq and is a predicted model, not a curated record. The transcript is spliced from 2 exons. Gene Ontology annotation, biological process: protein folding. Gene Ontology annotation, cellular component: prefoldin complex; cytoplasm.
AAAAAAAAAGAGAUUAUUUGGUGAAACUGUAUUCAAUCCCAGUGCUGGUGCAGUGAACCCUAGCUAUAGAAACAUUGUUGUUGUUCGAAAUCGACGAUCCCUUCUUUCAUCUUAUUCUUCGAUUCGGAGCUUCUUCAAUCUUAAUCAUGGCCAGCAAGGAGCCAGUAAAUGAACAAGCAGUUGCAAACACGUAUGCAGCUAUGAGGUCUGAACUCAACCAAUAUUACUCCAAAAUAACUGAACUGGAAAUGGAAGUUAGUGAGCACACGUUGGUUCUUAAUGCCAUUCAGCCACUUGACCAAUCUAGGCGAUGCUAUCGCAUGAUUGGAGGGGUUCUUGUGGAGAGAACCAUCAAAGAGGUCAUGCCUGCUGUGCAGCGAAAUAAAGAGGGACUUGAAGAGGUUGUUGCUAGACUUAAUGAGGCAUUGGAAAAGAAGAAAAAGGAAAUUUCUGACUUUGAGGCUAAAUAUAAAAUAAGGAUAAGGAAGGCUGAUGCUGAGGUGAAAGAUGAGUCUGGUAGGAAGGAGGGUUCUGCUCAAGGGGUUCUUGUUGGCCCUGCGGGUGGUAGUGAAUGAUAUGUCUAGUUUUAUCCUGUUUCCUCAAAUGACUAGAAAAGAAGCUCACUGCCCUAUUUUUCAGUUACUGGUUGCAUGCUGUAUGAUGAUUUGUCGUUGUAGGGAUUAGUCUAAAACAAGUAUAACUUGAUAUCAUCUUCAUUUUAUUUGUUUUGGGCUGAAGAAGGGUCAAGUUUUCAUGUAGAUUUUUGUAUGCAAGACUAGAGCAUAUAAUCAUAUGACAGCUAUUUUCUCUCCCA